CGGACCUCAGCCCCCCGCUCCCCAUCCCAUCCAGCUGCCAACAAUGCCCCCCACCCAUUUGUACUUAAGGGGAGAGCAGCCCAUGGACUGGGGAGUGGGGGAAAGGAGCCACAGGCCCAGCGACCCCGAGUUCGUGGGAAACCUCCGUGGGCCUGGCCAGCCCCGGGCUCAUUCGUGAGCCUGCCCCGUGCUGGAAGAAGGGACCGGCUCUGGGGCCGGCCCCUGGCCUUCGCUGCCUUGCCCUGUUCCCAAGCCCACAGCCACAGCCUUCUCUUCCUCGGACCCCCGCCAGCUGCGUGCCAGACACCCGGGGGGAUGGAGACGGUGGGAAAGUUUGAGUUCAGCCGGAAGGACCUCAUUGGCCACGGGGCCUUUGCUGUGGUCUUUAAAGGAAGGCACAAAGAGAAACAUGAUCUGGAGGUGGCGGUCAAGUGCAUUAACAAGAAAAACCUGGCCAAGUCUCAGACCCUGUUGGGGAAGGAAAUCAAAAUCCUGAAGGAACUGAAACAUGAAAAUAUCGUGGCCUUGUAUGAUUUCCAGGAAGUGGCCAGCUCUGUGUACCUGGUUAUGGAGUAUUGCAAUGGGGGUGACCUCGCUGACUACCUGCACUCCAUGCGGACCCUGAGUGAGGACACUAUCCGGCUCUUCCUCCAACAGAUUGCGGGCGCCAUGAAGAUGUUGCACAGUAAGGGUAUCAUCCACCGGGACCUGAAGCCCCAGAAUAUCCUUUUGUCCUACUCGGGGGGCAGAAAAUCCAACCCCAACAACAUCCGAGUUAAGAUUGCUGAUUUUGGAUUUGCCCGUUACCUUCAGAACAACAUGAUGGCAGCCACGCUCUGCGGUUCUCCCAUGUACAUGGCCCCUGAAGUCAUCAUGUCCCAACACUAUGAUGCCAAAGCUGAUCUGUGGAGUAUAGGGACAAUCAUUUACCAGUGUCUGACGGGCAAAGCCCCUUUUCAGGCCAGCAGUCCACAGGAUCUGCGACUGUUCUAUGAGAAGAACAAGACGCUAUUGCCCAGCAUCCCCAGGGAGACAUCCAGCCCCCUGAGACAGCUGCUUCUGGGUCUUCUUCAGCGGAACCAUAAAGAUCGGAUGGACUUUGACGAGUUUUUCCAUCACCCUUUCUUGGAUGCGAGCUCCUCCAUCAAGAAAUCUCCUCCAGUGCCCAUGCCCUCGUACCCCAGUUCAGGUAGCUCUUCCAGCAGCAGUUCUGCCUCACACCUGGCCUCACCUCCUUCACUGGGGGAGAUGCAGCAGCAGCUACAAAAGACCCUGACCUCCCCAGCCCCAGAUCCGGGGGGCUUCCUCCAGGGCUCCAAGGACUCCGGUGGCAGCAGCAAGAACUCUUCCUGUGACACGGAUGACUUCGUCAUGGUCCCUGCCCAGUUCCCAAAUGACUUGACAGGGGAAGCUGCUGGAGCCAAGGCCCCUCAGGACAGUUUGAUGUAUAGUGGGAGCUCCCUGGUAACUUCAGCUGGGCUGGAGAGCCAGGGACGGACGCCAUCUCCCUCACCCCCCUACAGUGGUUCCCCCAGCCCCUCUGGCCGACCCAGUGCGUUCUCCAGUAGCAGGUACGGCCCAUCCGUCCCCAUCCCUGUGCCCACUCAGAUCCAGAACUAUAGGAGAAUCGAACAGAACCUCCAGUCUCCCAACCAGUACACUCCGCCCCCACCACGGUCCGGCAUGGUCCGGAGGUCCAGUAGUACGAGCCCCUUGGGCUUUAAGACUGGCAUCUCUCCCCCCUCCUUCCCCGAGCACGGAGCCACCUUUCCCAGGAAGUCUUCUAUGGGGGGUGCCAAGCCGUACAACCCAUCUCCCCAAGCUGGAGCUAUCCCGGAGCGUCCAGGACAGAGCAGGAUCCCCUCGCCUCAAGGCACCGAGAUGUGUGGAGUUGGCAGCGGCGGCAGGCUCUCCAGACCUGGCACUUCUCUCCCAGAACACUCUCCUAGGGGACUGGGCUACCGUCUGCACAGUGCCCCCAACCUCUCUGACCUGCAUGUGGUGAGGCCCAAACUGCCCAAGCCACCCACGGAACCUCUGGUAGCCCCCUUCGGUUACCCCCAGGCCAGCCCCCCCCAGCAGCACUAUGGGCUGCAGCCAUGCCGGACCCUCAGGGCAUCCCCGAAGCUGCCAGACUUCAUGCAGCGGAACCCCCUGCCCCCCAUUCUGGGCUCCCCCACAAAGGCUGUCCCUGCUUUUGAGUUCCCCAAGACACCGAGUUCCCAGAACCUGCUCACUCUCCUGGCCCAUCAAGGGGUCGUGGUGACCCCAACACGGAACCGGACUCUGCCUGACCUCCGAGAGAUGGGCCACUUCCACAGUCCACCCAGCCUGGGCCUGAGGCCCGUGGAAGAGCUCAAGGGACCCUUUGGCAGGUCCCUCAGCACUGGCCGCCUCACUGACCUGCUUCUCAAAGCUGCAUUUGGGUCCCAGGCCCCUGACACCGGGAGCAAUGAAAGCCUUCAGGAGAAACCCAUGGAGAUCGCACCCUCUGCUGGAUAUGGAGGGAAUCUGCUCCCUGGGGCCAGGGCUGGGGGCUCUUCCAGCCCCUCUCCUGUCAUAUUCACAGUGGGCUCCCCUCCCAGUGGCACAACUCCACCGCAAGUCCCUCGAACCCGGAUGUUCUCAGGUCCCUGCUGGCUGCCUCUCCUUCACACACACGCAGACACCCUCCUGGGCUCCUCCAGUUCCCAGAGCUCGGGCGGUUCCUUCAGCGGCCGCCACCUGAUCCCCGGCAUGGGAGGAGAGGCGGCAGAGGCCCCGGCCAAUCUGCGCUGCUACGGCUUCACCGAUCCCAUCACUGCCAACUUGGAGGGGGCCGUGACCUUCGAGGCCCCCGACCUGCCCGAGGAGACGCUCAUGGAGCAAGAGCACACAGACAUCCUCCGAAGCCUCCGCUUCACACUGGCCUUUGUCCACUGCGUCAUGGAGAUGGCCGCUGCCAAGGGCAGCUCCGGCGAGAUGGGCAGCUCCAUGGCCUCUGAGUACCACCUGCAGGAGAGCAUCGUGGCCGACCAGAUCAGCCUGCUGAGCAGAGAGUGGAGUUACGCGGAGCAGCUGGUGUUAUACCUGAAGGUGGCCGAGCUGCUCUCCUCUGGCCUGCAGACCGCUAUCGAGCAGAUCAAAGCAGGGAAACUGUGCCUGUCGUCCACCGUCAAGCAAGUCGUGCGGAAACUGAAUGAGCUCUACAAGUCCAGCGUGUCCUCGUGCCAUUGUCUGAACCUGCAACUGCAGAAAUUCUUCCUGGAUAAGCAGAGGCUCAUGGACCGAAUCAACAGCAUCACGGCCGAGAAGCUGAUCUUCAACUAUGCUGUGCAGAUGGUACGCUCUGCAGCCCUGGACGAGAUGUUCCACCACCGUGAGGAUUGUGUCCAGCGCUACCACAAGGCCUUGCUGCUCAUGGAGGGCCUCCAGCAGAUCCUUACAGAGCAGGCAGACAUCGAGAACAUCAACAAAUGCAAGAUGUGCAUUGAGCGGAGACUUUCGGCCCUUCUGUCUGGCAUUUGUGCCUAAGCCCCCUCCCACCGUGCAGCUCCUCUGCCCACUCGCCAGCCUUUUACGCUUCACGGGACACCAGUCCAUCCACUCUCCAGCCGUGGGUCCGUUCCUCGCUACCGCGUGGGCCGCACAGACUUGUCGGAACAAGGCUGUUGGAUCUGUCUCCAGGAAUCCACGCCCUGGACCUCUGCCUCCCCUCCCAGGAACAGAGCCAAGGGGCUCCACGAUGACUGCAGUCGCCACUGGGUCAGCCACUCAGAAACGGGGCAGGAUGGGGGGGUUUCUCUCCCUGGGGGAGACCAGAAUUUCCGUCCCCGUCGUCCUUUGUCCUUUGAAGAGAGUCAAGCUGCUACAGAAUUAACUCUUAACCAUUUCCAGGGGUCGGGCCCGUCCGAUGCUGUGUCUGUUGCAGGCAGUGGGCACAGGGACGCAAGGAAGGGACCCCAAGCAUGAAACCCCGACACCAGGCCAGUUAUUUUCCCCACCUCUCCCCUCCCCUCCAUGCUUUCUGCCAGUCCAAUCACUUUUCCAAGAUGGCUCUCCCCCCACCUGGCACUCCAGCAGCAAACUACCUACCUGCACACGGCCAGGACUGGAGCCACCCAAGGUGGGAUGGGGGAACUGGGGGGGAAAAGAAAAAAAGACCGACUUUUUCGCCUCAAGAACUUGGAUGAUUUUUUGUGUGCUGGAUCUCUUGAACGCCAAAAUGUGCAUCUUCUCAGCGGCUCCAUCCUCAACAUGGCCAAAUGGGAACGCACAUCAUCUCUUGCUUUUAAUCUGACUUUAAGGGGGGGA
Molecule: messenger RNA, 4293 nt
Organism: Gracilinanus agilis (Agile Gracile Mouse Opossum)
Lineage: Eukaryota; Metazoa; Chordata; Mammalia; Didelphimorphia; Didelphidae
Gene: ULK1
Product: unc-51 like autophagy activating kinase 1
Exons: 29
Coding region: 316-3513 (1065 amino acids)
Biological process (GO): autophagy; autophagosome organization; protein autophosphorylation
Cellular component (GO): autophagosome; cytoplasm
Molecular function (GO): protein serine/threonine kinase activity; ATP binding
Source: RefSeq, a predicted model, not a curated record